Messenger RNA from Aspergillus pseudonomiae, 358 nucleotides. RefSeq lists its product as uncharacterized. The transcript has a single exon. Lineage: Eukaryota; Fungi; Ascomycota; Eurotiomycetes; Eurotiales; Aspergillaceae. The record is from RefSeq and is a predicted model, not a curated record. Bases 37 to 261 code for a protein of 74 amino acids.
CCACCCUAUAAGCUGCGGCGCUAUAACUCAAAUACUAUGAGCCACUGGGUAAGAUACCUAAGUGAGAUCAGACCACCACCGCGAGCAAUCCUGGUCAGUGGAAUGAACCGCCUGACGCCCGCUGGCCCAUCUGGCCGGCACACCCAUGCCCUCGGCUACCAGCUUCUCCAACCCGUCAGGUUGGAGCGAAAAUUCGCUCUUUUUUUGUUUUGUUUUGUUUUUUUUUUUACCAUUCUCCUCUUCUCUUCUGUAUGCGUCUAGGGUUUGCCAAUCCUCAUGCUCAACUUCGCACCGUCCAGGAUGAUUUUCGAUCCAACUAGAAGCAGGCUUGCAUAUGCUACCUCGGCUGUCGCUCCGA